This is a messenger RNA of Bolinopsis microptera, 2445 nucleotides long. RefSeq lists its product as uncharacterized. Bases 29 to 1783 code for a protein of 584 amino acids. Gene Ontology annotation, cellular component: peroxisome. NCBI's taxonomy places the organism in Eukaryota, Metazoa, Ctenophora, Tentaculata, Lobata, Bolinopsidae. Gene Ontology annotation, molecular function: fatty acid binding; acyl-CoA oxidase activity; FAD binding. The transcript has 5 exons. Gene Ontology annotation, biological process: fatty acid beta-oxidation using acyl-CoA oxidase; lipid homeostasis. The record is from RefSeq and is a predicted model, not a curated record.
AUAAUAGGUACCUACUAGUGUUAUUAGGAUGGCACUGGUACAGAGGCUGCAAUCUAUUGGGUUGAAGCGGUGUACUUUACCCAUUAGGGCUCUUUCAGAACAAGCCAAGCUGCGUGAAGCAUGGAACCCAAAUCCUUCAUUUGAUCCCAAAGUGAUGACAGAAUUUCUUGAUGACCAAAAUCAUGACCUCCAUGCAAGAAUGCGAGAAUUCCUCAGCACAGACAAGUUCUUUGUUCCUCAGUAUGACAUGCCGCUUGCUGAAGAACGUCAGCUUGCAUUGCAGCGACUCAAGCAGCUCUGUGAUAACAAGUUCAUAUCAGUUCAUUUCUUCUCAACAAAUCCCACUGCUGUUUUUGCUGCUCACGAAAAUAUUUCCAUUGUCGAUGGAGCUACGGCUACAAAGAUGACUGUUCAGUUCAAUCUUUUCGGCGGAACUGUAUUGAAACUGGGAACUGCGCGACACAAGGAGAUUUUAGACGGUAUCGACAGUUUAACAAACAUCGGUUGUUUCGGAUUGUCAGAACUGGGGUACGGAAACAACGCAGUAGAGAUGGAGACGACAGCGACAUACGAUCCUGAAACGGACGAGUUUGUUAUCAACACUCCCUCAGUCAAGGGACAGAAAUACUGGAUAACAAAUGGAGCAAUACACGCCAACUACAUGGUGGUAUUUGCUCAGUUGUACACUGGAGAGGUUAACAAUGGUAUUCACGGUGUUCUGGUUAAGAUCAGAGAUGAUGAGGGCAACACUAUGCCAGGUUUAACAAUACACGACAUGGGUAUUAAGAUGGGUCUGAAUGGUAUUGACAACGCUAAAAUAUCAUUUGAUAAUGUCAGAGUCCCUCGAGAAAACCUUCUCAACAAAGAGAGCGAGGUGCACGCUGGGGGUGAGUAUACGACGAAGAUAACUGGAAAUAACAGAGCUAGGUUCCUCAAAGUAGCAGAUCAGCUUCUUUCUGGCAGAAUCUGUAUCGCUUCCAUGUCUCAGGGUGCAAGUAAAGCUUGCAUGGCGAUAGCACUGCGCUACUCAGCAACUCGGCUAACUGCAGGACCCUCUGGUAAAAGUGAUUACCCAAUCCUCGGAUACCAGUUACAACAACAUGCCCUCAUACCUCUCCUAGCUAAAACCUAUAUCUACGACAUUGCACUGAAACAAAUUCAAGCCAUGUAUGCCAAGUUCACUGUCCCGGACCGAGACGUGUACACAGUGUCCCAUCGUGAGAUUGUAAUGAUGUGCUGUGCUAUCAAGGCAAUUACAGGAUGGCAUAUUAACACUGCAGCUACCAUAGGUAGAGAGCGUUGUGGAGGACAGGGAUAUUUAGCAUCAAACAGGUUCGGUCCUGCUAUUGCUGGCUCUCAUUCCAGUAUGACAGCUGAGGGUGAUAACAGUGUUCUUAUGAUGAAAGUUACGAUGGAAAAUUUGGCUGAUAUGGCAGCGAAGAUGAAGCCAAGAAAGAAUCUGGGAGCAGCUAUUAAAUUGAUGUCUACUAAAUAUACCCCCGGUGUAAUACUGCGAGGAGGAAAAAGUGGUUCUGGUCGAGAUAUUGAGUAUAUCCGCAAAAUUAUGGACAUUCGUGAGAAGCUGCUGCUUCUAAAUGUCGCUGGGAAAAUGCAAGUCAGCAUCAAAGAUAAAGCAGCAGCACGAGCUGCUCGAUUUGAAAAAUGGUCUGAACAGGAACAAGAUUCUGUACAAGCAGCCGGACGAGCCUACAGCGAGAAACUUAUUUCAGACCUUUGUCACGAGAAAAUAGGACUAGCUGACCCCAGCAUUCAGCCUAUCUAAAAGAAACUAUACAACCUCUACCUCAUUACUGUCCUUCAGGAAAACAUUUCCUUCUUUUUGACAAAUAAUCUGAUCACACGAAGAGGAGCUGCCAGCCUCAGGGAUGAUUUUGACGCACUUGUCAAAGAAAUUGCUCCAGAAUCACUAACUCUUGCCGAAGGAUUUGGAAUUACAGAGGAAAUGCUGUCAGCACCAAUCGCCAGAGACUGGGAACUUUACAACAGCUACGACAAUGCAGGCGAGAUGAAAGAGUAUGAAAAUAUGAUCAGAGCAUAAACUUGAGUUUAUUGAAAUUGUAGAAAGUUUUAGGAAAUUUUGAUUCAGUAGUUGAUUGUGAUUAUUAUGUAUACUUUGUAUAAUGUAUGUCAUACGCAUUAAAUUGUAACGAAUUUUGGCUCAUUAACGAAUUACCACAACUAGGAUAAUUGUUAAUUAAUGAAGUGGUAUACUGUAUUGCAAAUACACGGUUGUAUACACAACAAGAGUUUGAAUUUGAGCUUUUCCUGUGUAGUUUUAUUGGCCUUAAUUAAUCAAAAAACAGAUAUAAGAGCCAGUAAAUUCUUCAAGUUUUAUCGAAGAGUAUUUAAGUGACCCUUGUUAAGUUAUCAGCCGAAUGCUUUCAUUUUUGAUUUUGUAUGAAAUAAAUAUGUUGUCUCACCUCA